Messenger RNA from Radiomyces spectabilis, 1089 nucleotides. Its product is annotated as diacylglycerol acyltransferase. Gene Ontology annotation, cellular component: endoplasmic reticulum membrane. The record is from RefSeq and is a predicted model, not a curated record. NCBI's taxonomy places the organism in Eukaryota, Fungi, Mucoromycota, Mucoromycetes, Mucorales, Radiomycetaceae. Gene Ontology annotation, biological process: triglyceride biosynthetic process. The coding region runs from base 1 to 1089 and encodes 362 amino acids. Gene Ontology annotation, molecular function: diacylglycerol O-acyltransferase activity. The transcript is spliced from 4 exons.
AUGGCAACCAACGGCAAAAAUGAAAAACGUUCACAAACAAUAUUGCCAGAGGAGCCGCAGAGUGUUACCGAUCCCAUCACCAAUGUGCACUGGGUACCCUUUCUCCAUAUCCCUAUGGAACGAAGGCUUCAGAUGAUGGCCGUUUGUUUCUGGAUUGCACUUCUCGGGAUUUGUACCACCGUCUUCUUUGCAUUUUGCUUUACCCCACCGCUUUGGCCAUUUAUACUUGCAUAUAUCGCCUUUAUCUACCUUGAUAAAGCCCCAGAGAACGGAGGACGUCGUUUUCAAUGGAUGCGUCACUUGAGUCUGUGGCGCUAUUUCGCCGAUUAUUUUCCCGUCAAACUGAUUAAAGAACAAGAGCUUGACCCAUCAAAAACGUAUGUAUUUGGUUAUCAUCCGCACGGUAUCAUAUCCAUGGGUGCGUUUGCCAAUUUUGCCACAGAAGCGACAGGCUUCAGCAACAUAUUUCCCGGCAUUACACCCUCGUUACUCACUUUGGCUUCAAAUUUCCACUUGCCCUUUUAUCGCGAUAUCAUCCUAUCACUCGGUAUGGCGUCGGUAUCUCGCCAUUCCUGCGAAAGCAUAUUAUCGUCCGGGCCAGGUCGUGCUAUCGUCAUUGUCCUUGGAGGAGCAUCAGAGUCAUUGAAUGCACGUCCGGGCAUGAAUGAUCUCGUCCUUAAACGGCGCUUAGGGUUCGUCAAAUUGGCUAUACGACAGCAAUCGCCUCUUGUACCAGUGUUCUCAUUUGGAGAAAACGAUCUUUACGAACAAGUGGAGAACCGACGGGGAUCGCGUUUACGGCGAAUGCAAAAGAAAAUUCAACAUGCGCUGGGAUUCACAUUGCCACUUUUUCAUGCACGGGGAAUUUUUAAUUAUGAUGUAGGUUUGAUACCUUUCAGACAUCAAAUUGUCACCAUAGUUGGCAAGCCGAUCUCUGUGCCAAAGUUGACGGAUGGCGACAAAGAACCUACAGAAGAACAACUAUUGGCGGUGCAAGAGAAAUAUAUCGAAGGGUUGAAAGCAAUCUAUGACAAAUAUAAAGAUAUUUAUGCAAAAGAUAGAAAAUGUGAUCUUCGGAUCAUUGACUAG